This is a messenger RNA of Angiostrongylus costaricensis, 1575 nucleotides long. The record is from the annotation of a GenBank genome assembly. NCBI's taxonomy places the organism in Eukaryota, Metazoa, Nematoda, Chromadorea, Rhabditida, Metastrongylidae.
GGUUCCUCGGAAUCCCAAGGUCAGUCUGGCCAAAGUUUGCCCCAGGUCUUCACCACCACGAACAAGCGGGAGAUUGGAACGAUGGAGCUCUUUUGCUCUAGUUGUUCAAAAUGGUUCCAUGGACGAUGUUUGAAAGAUCUGAAAGAUUUUUAUGGACUGAGCUUUAUGGUGUGCUAUGUUUUCCACUGUAAAGACUGCAGUCCUACUGGUAUUGAAACCUGGGUAGCUAAACAAGCAAAUUUUAGCCACAUGUGCGUAACAGUGCUGGCUAACCUGACUGCUGAAAAACUGAAGAAAGAGGGACAGAAGGUCGGUUUUGAAAUGCUGUUGUGUUCUCUUCAUUUCAGUUUGCAAAACACGAUAAUCCCGUACUUCGAUGCUAACUGGGAGAAUUUGACUUCAAUGCCUAGGCGUAUCAAGAACACGUGGCACACAACACUACAAAAGACCCUCAUUAAAGAUACUGAACUCUUCAAGGGACUUCCGGACGAUGAGAACAGUUUCGCACUUCUGGAAACGAAUCUCGCUGAUAUCGGUCCUGUUAACGAAUCUGUAAAAAUGUCUGGUGGAGAUUCCGAUAUUGAUGGUGGACCAAAGACACGUGGAGCCUCCAAACGUCGUAAUGUGGACACUGUAGGAGGAGGGAAGAAGCCCAAACUUGCCACCGAUUAUUCUUCUUCGAAGCUGGCUGCCCCCGACGGAUCUGGCACAGUUGAUUUUCCAUUCAACAAGGAAGGUUAUCGAUAUUUUCUCGUGGAAAGAGAUCCAAAUGUCAUCGACAGGAUGCAACUAGAAGAAGACGACGGUUCUACACUGCGAAUAAUUCCUUCUCAUUUGUACCGACUCCAUAUCCAGCGGACAGUUACCAUUUCGCCUAAUGAUAGAGCUCACGAAGUAGGAGUAAAUUUAACCGUCACAGGGUUUGAAGGUUAUCGCGUUGCACGUGCUACCCAUGCGGUAGCUAAAGGAACGUGGUAUUUCGAAGUCAAUUUUCUUAAACAACCUGAGGGUUCCCACGUACGAAUCGGAUGGAGUCAACCUCUUGCUGUCGUUCAGUCAUGUAUUGGCUACAACAAACUAUCCUAUAGCUGGAGAUCUUUGAAAGGAACGAAAUUCCAUGAUGCAAUAGGAAGGAGGUACCACUUCGGUGGAUACAAGGAAGGGGACAUACUAGGAUGCCUAAUUCAUCUUCCGCACCAUCCUUUUCAUCCAGGUCCAUCCCAGCGUUAUUUGCCUCCUUCAUAUAAGGUGAUGUUUCGGAUUGAGUUCUUCAAAAACGGCAAACCUUGCGGUGUUGCAUUCACUGAUAUAUACAGAGGUUUCUAUCAUCCAGCUAUAUCUAUAUAUAAAAAUGCCACACUAAGGUGCAAUUUUGGACCGCGAUUGCAGCAUUUGCCUGUUGGUGCAUUACCGAUGAGCGCCAGAGUUGAAGAACUCUAUGUGGAACAAACCCUAAGUGAAGCGUUAUACCUUGUCUUGUAUGCAAUCCGUUCUUCGCGGGUUAACAGGAAAAAUGAUGCGAAUAAUACCAGUAAAAGCACUCGAGGACAACUACAUGUAUCUUGUGUACAGUGA